This is a messenger RNA of Austrofundulus limnaeus, 1413 nucleotides long. RefSeq names its product caspase-3. Gene Ontology annotation, biological process: positive regulation of neuron apoptotic process; proteolysis; neuron differentiation. Lineage: Eukaryota; Metazoa; Chordata; Actinopteri; Cyprinodontiformes; Rivulidae. The record is from RefSeq and is a predicted model, not a curated record. Gene Ontology annotation, molecular function: cysteine-type endopeptidase activity. Gene Ontology annotation, cellular component: death-inducing signaling complex; cytoplasm.
GUAAGAGUGAGCUUCAGAGGACAGACGUUGAUGCUGGGAAGGUUCUGAACACAUUCAAGAAGCUGGGUUACAGAACAUCACUGCACAACGACCAGACUGUGGAAGAAAUGAAAAACCUGAUGAAACAAGCAUCUCAGGAGAACCACAGCCAGAACGCGUCCUUUGUGUGUGUUCUGCUGAGUCUUGGAGACGAGGGGGUCAUUUAUGGCACUGAUAAAUUUGAAAAGAUCGACACUCUGAUAAAUAACUUCAAAGAACACAAGUCUCUGAGUUUGGCGGGGAAGCCAAAGCUCUUCUUCAUACAGGCGUGUCGUGGUUCGUCCCGGGAUGGUGGUGGGAUGAUUGAGACCGAUGCUGUGGAAGAGCAAGCAACAGAGAGGAUUCCUGUGGAGGCAGACUUCCUGUAUGCGUACUCCACAGAUCCGGGCUUUAACUUCUGGAUGAACACAUCCUGCGGCUCCUGGUUCAUUCAGUCCCUGUGUGCAAUGUUGGAAAGGUUCAAGGGAGAACUGGAUCUGAUGAAGAUCCUGACUCGGGUCAACCACYUGGUGUCGCGCCAAUUUGAGUCUUCAUCCAACUUGCCUGGGUUUAGUGGGAAAAAGCAAAUCCCUUGUAURYUCUCAAUGUUGACAAAAGACCUUUAUUUUCCUAAGUAAAACCAUUUUACACUUAAUUKAUUUAGAAACCAAACACUUUUYCAACAAGGGAGCAUUGACUAGGGCUGGGUGAUWUGGAUAAAAACUGAAUCAGGAUAUAUGCCUUUCAAUAAUCAUUGAUUAGUUUUUUUAUUUUACCUAUUUGGUGAUGUGAUCUUUGUUCUCUUUUAUCCACAACUUCCUCUUGAGCUGUUGCAUCAUUUUCUCCUCCAUGUCAUUCUGUUUUAUUUUGAAGGAGUUAUGGUGGUUAAACAUGGAACUACUACAUGUUUGUUACUCAACAGGUUGUUGCAGCUCACCAGAAAUGAGUUAGUUGGUUGAUGCAACCAAUCUUACUGCRAAUUUACUCUAGAUGUGGCUCUGCUCCGAUGCGGUCCAAGCUCCGCAGCAAAUACGCAACCAUUAUAAUCAAUGACAGUAUUUACACUGCAGGGUGGCAGUGAGUGGAAGACGAUCUGCWAAAAUUAGAUUUGAUCCUAUUUGUUCUGGACGCUGCUCUGGAUCAGAUUUCAGUGAAACUAUCAACAUUCAAUCAGAUGUAUUUUCUUCUGAUAUUGAUCAAGUGUCUAUAGCAAUAUACUGUCCAUUGUUAUUGCUUUAUUGCCUAGCCCUAGCUUUAACUGUCCUGCUAGUCCAAACAGAGCUUAAAUGGCACAACCAGCUUUGAAAAGAUAUGUGAGAAUUAAAACUAAUUAGAGAUGUAUUUUUUAUUAUGUAAUUUAAAAUUUGUACUAAAGUUCUGGUGGAAAUAAACACA